Molecule: messenger RNA, 2673 nt
Organism: Brenthis ino (lesser marbled fritillary)
Lineage: Eukaryota; Metazoa; Arthropoda; Insecta; Lepidoptera; Nymphalidae
Source: the annotation of a GenBank genome assembly
AUGGAUGAAUAUCCAGAUCCUGACGAGGAAUAUGAGCUCAUGUAUUCUGAUGAUUUGGAGUUAUUACGUGAAAUGGACGAGCACACAGGUUCCAAUGAAAACAAAAUUAAAAAGAAAUCCUUCCAGUCCAAAAGAAGUCUUGAUUUUACAAGUCCUCCUUCUACAAACAAAUCUACUACCAGUGAAAUUAGUCACUCUAAAGACAAUUCAGUACAUAAUGGAGAUACUACAAUAAGCUUAACACCAAGUCUACAACAAUUAGAUGAUGUCCUUACGCCUAAUGUUUCUAAUAAGAGAACGGCUGAAGAUUUGUUUGGUGAUAUUAAUGAUAUAGAUUUUGACAAUAUAGAACUGCCUAGUAAAAGACAAAAAACUGAAGAAGAAAGUGACAUGGAUUUAAUUAAUAAAAUUAUUGAAGGGAGAAAAAUAAGGCAAAUGUUGGCGGAACCUUCAGGCAGGGGAUUUAAAGAGACGAAACCCAAUUAUAAUAUAAAAGAAAAUGUCACAAUGAAUGUUCCAAUGUGGCCUUUUAUUCCUAUUACAAAUUGGGAUGGGGAAAGAGUUUAUGUGAGACUAUUAACAGAAGAUGCUUGGGAAGAGGUCCUAGAUACUACAACAGAAAAAUUAACUUUACGAACUACAUUUGCUUCAGUCUGGGAGGAAGCUAGGAAAAUUUUAGAAAAAAAACAGCAACAAAAAGAAUCAACUGAAUCUAUUCAAGAAGUAACAACUAAUGUUAUGAGUGAAUUGUGGGUGGAGAAGUACAGACCGAAAUCUUAUGUGGACUUAUUAUCAGAAGAACCAGUGAAUAGGGCCUUGUUACAUUGGCUUCAUUUAUGGGACAAGAUAGUAUUCAAGAAAGAGGUCAAAACAACGGAGCCACAGCAACGCAAUACAUUCAGUAAGCGCACCGGCCAGUUCCAAUUGAGUAAUAAAUGGAAGGGUAAAAAGGAGAAUGAGCCAGAAGUCGAUGAAGAUGGUCGCCCACAUCAUAAAGUUGCCUUGUUAUGUGGACCUCCUGGUGUUGGCAAGACCACUUUGGCACAUUUGUUGGCGAGAUUGGCAGGCUACAGACCAGUGGAAAUAAAUGCAUCUGAUGAGCGCAGUACCGAAGCAUUCCAAAAUGCAUUACAAAGUGCCACACUGAUGAGAUCAGUGCUGGAUUCUGAAAAACGACCUAACUGUCUUAUAUUAGAUGAAAUAGACGGCGCUCCAAUACAAACAGUGGAGUUAUUAGUCAAAUGGUGUACCGCUACAGCUCAUAAGAAGGAGGAAGGCAAAAAGGGGAAGGGCAAGUCGCAGCCCUUAAGACGGCCAGUAAUCGCUAUAUGUAAUGAUUUGUAUGCAACAUCCUUAAGACCACUAAGGCCAGUAUCGCUGACGGUGUCGGUGGGGUGCGUGAGCGCGAGCCGGCUGCUGGCGCGGCUGCGCGCGGUGGCGCGCGGGGAGCGCGUGCGCGCGGCGCCGCGCGCGCUGGCGCUGCUGGCCGCGCGCGCCGCCGGCGACGUGCGCGCCGCGCUGCACGCGCUCAGCUUCGUCAAGGCGAUGGGCACGCAGAUAACAGUGGAGGAAAUAGAGAAAAUAUCAAUAGGAACAAAAGACCAUACAAAGAGCGUGAUGCAGGCAUUACAAGCGAUCUUCACUAUAAAUGAUACUGACCCAAAUGCGAUUAUGAAGACGGUGCAAGCUGCCGGGGAAUAUGAUAGAUUAGUAGAUGGAAUAUUCGAGAACUAUCUCUCAGCACGAGUGGAUGCGAGAUUAUUAAUAGCUUGCGAGACAACGUCUUGGCUAAGGUUCUACGACACGGUCCACAGUUGGAUACUGCGUAAUCAAAACUACUCACUUUAUUCCCUACUGCCUUUGUGCAUAGUGAGAUGUCACACUGUGCUGGCUUCUAGACAAGGACUAAAAGUUAGAUUUCCCAUGCAGGCUCAAGAGAUGUCCCGUAAGAAAGCGGAGUUGGAUAGUAUCCUGUGGUCGGUGUGCCGCGGCGCGGCGGUGGGGCGCGGCGCGGGCGCGGGCGCGCUGCGCCUCGACGUGCUGCCGCUGCUGCCGUACUUGCUGGCGCCCCGGCUCCGGUCCGCCAACGUGCAGGUGCUGCUUUUUUUUAAUUUUGUUUGUACUUGUGCAAAGAUGCCGCUGUGCAGCGACAGUGAGAAGCGUGCGCUGCGCGCGUGCGCCGGCGCCAUGUGCGACUACGGGCUGGCGUACUCGCAGCAGCGCGGCGCGGACGGCCUCUACGCAUACGUGCUCGAGCCGGACAUAUAUAAGAUUGCUUUCUUUGGCUCAGAAGAACGUAUCAAGCCCCCGCCCGCCAUACGACAAGCGAUCGCUCGAGAACAGCAAUUAGAAAUUAUUAGAAGAAAUGAGAGUAUGAUGAAUAGAACAACAAAUAAUAAUCAAGAGAACAAAGUGAAAGCAGACAUACAGGCAAAACACAUGAAGAACAGCGAAGAGCGGCUUCCGAACCACUUGCAGCGGUUACAGCCCAAAACUCCCAUAAGGACUACUCCACAAGUACAAAAGGAUUUCUUCGGACGAAUUGUUCCUGUCGCUCAAACACAUAAAAAUGAUGCAGUGUCCGACGCCAUAUCCUCAAGCAGUGUUUUCUACCAGUACCGGGAAGGGUUUAAUAACGCAGUACGGCGUAACGUGCGAUUACGCGAUCUCUUA